UCAAUAUAUCCUUUCAUUUACUUCUUCUAUAUGAAGUAAAUUUGAUAUAAUAAGAUGUCUCUGAAAUUUGAUAAGUGUUGAGGGAGGCAAAAUUAUGAAGAAAAGAAUUAGGGCAAGGAUCACCAAGUUUCUUCUUCCAUGUACUGCAUCCAGUGGCAACUCUACAAUUAUCCCGAAUAGCAUUGAUGUUCGUGAAGAAUACGCGAAUGCCUUCCGGACGGAAUCAUACAACGAGUUUUGGGCACGUGUUCUUUCAGUAUCCCACUUGGAUUUUGCCACGUGUAUUAGCCCCAUGGAUUCAACCACUGCAGCUCGUCUUCCUUCUUAUCGACUCUUCGCUGAGCAUCUAUUGGAUCCGGACCAACCCUCCGUUACUCGGAUCCUUACUUUGACCCAGAACCGACCCAAAACCCGCACUCUUUUAUCCGACUAUUUUUCCCAAACAGCCAAUGCUUCUCUCUUAUGUGGCCUCCUACUAAAAGAUAUCGACCGUACGCGUGUCAAAUACUGUUCUUUUAGGGCCGCCUUUCAAGCCCUCGAGAUUGGGAAUGAAAUUUCGGGUAUCCUCACCUGUUUACUUGAAUUCUCUAAUUCAACCAACCCCUUUCAACCAACUGCUCCAUCUUCGAGUAAAGUUAGCAUGAUUCAAGCCGGUUGUUGUGAAUUGCUAAAACGGCUUGAGUCUAGCCGAGACAAGGUUCGAUCUAAGCUCCAAAUAAUGAGCAGUUUACAACACGGGUCGGGCCUAUUUCUAGUGGCGUUAACGACUUCACUCACUAUAAUAGUUGCAUCCCAUGCUCUAGCAUUGCUUGUGGCUGCGCCGAGUCUUGUAGCUAUUUCGCUUAAGCUGGCUUCCAUGAGAAGACUUGCAAGGGAGUCGGCUCAGUUGGACGCAGCUGCUAAGGGAACUUAUAUAUUGAAUAGAGACCUGGACACAAUUAGUCGGCUAGUGGCUCGGCUAAAUGAUGAACUUGAGGACAUGUGUGCAAUGGUUAAGUUUUGGCUUGCGGGUGGAGAAGAUCGACUACAAGCCAGUGGAGAAGUGGCGCGCCAGCUGAAGAAGAACGAUGCUAACUUUACUCAACAACUUGAUGAAUUAGAGGAGCAUUUGUAUUUGUGUUUCAUGACCAUACAUAGGGCUAGAAACCUUGUUGUGAAAGAAAUUCUGAAUCCGGAUCCACUUACGACCUGAUAUUCUGAUUCCAUCUGAUCUUAUCUUACCAUUACUUAAAUAAAUAAAUAAAUUAAUCCA
Gossypium raimondii (Peruvian cotton) is the source of this 1252-nucleotide messenger RNA. Its product is annotated as UPF0496 protein At3g49070. The record is from RefSeq and is a predicted model, not a curated record. NCBI's taxonomy places the organism in Eukaryota, Viridiplantae, Streptophyta, Magnoliopsida, Malvales, Malvaceae. The transcript has 2 exons. Bases 95 to 1192 code for a protein of 365 amino acids.